AUGUCUCCCUCAGGGGUUCACACAUCCCUGAGGAGGCAGAACGACCCGAGUCCUCCAGCAAGCCCGGGAAGACGACUCCUACUGCCCGACCUGACUCCUUCCACGGAGACCACGGUUUCUGUUCCGAAAUUUGGCAAGAUUCCUUGGCUUAGUGAGGCCAGCCUCAUAAACAAGCCAUUAGUGCUCAGCCUCCCCAAAAGAUAUCCUCAGAACUCUGCCGCUUUCCUGAUUUCAUCCAAGAAUAUGAAUUUGCCUGUUUUAUUUCAAGUUCCAGAUGUCUUAUCUAAGGCCAGGAGGAUCCAGAGUAACCCCAUGCUGAUCAGAAAUAAGCAGCUGUGCUCCACAUGUCAAGAAAUAAAAAUGAGGGAACAACCAAAACCUGUGAUAAUCCCUCAUAAUCUGAAACUAUCCUUUGAGAAUCUUAUGAGCCAUAGAAUGAGUCUUCAUCCACCAAAAGCCCAAGCUGUACUCAAACAUUCCCAUAAUGACAUCUCAACAGAGAGCAUUCACUACAGACUGCCCAUUCUGGGCCCCAGGACAGCUGUCUUCAAUAAACUGCUGGCAGAUACCUAUGCAACUCUGCAGGAGACACAACUCUCUUCCUUGCCCAGAAAGGAGCCAAUGGGCAAGACAGUGAGGCAGUGAGUGGUUG
Messenger RNA from Nyctereutes procyonoides (raccoon dog), 652 nucleotides. RefSeq names its product chromosome unknown C1orf105 homolog (gene CUNH1orf105). The record is from RefSeq and is a predicted model, not a curated record. The transcript is spliced from 8 exons. Bases 1 to 645 code for a protein of 214 amino acids. NCBI's taxonomy places the organism in Eukaryota, Metazoa, Chordata, Mammalia, Carnivora, Canidae.